Messenger RNA from Eremothecium gossypii ATCC 10895, 999 nucleotides. It is a transcript of the gene ELA1, whose product is annotated as elongin A. NCBI's taxonomy places the organism in Eukaryota, Fungi, Ascomycota, Saccharomycetes, Saccharomycetales, Saccharomycetaceae. Gene Ontology annotation, molecular function: protein binding. The record is from RefSeq and is marked provisional. Gene Ontology annotation, cellular component: elongin complex; nucleus. The coding region runs from base 1 to 999 and encodes 332 amino acids. The transcript has a single exon. Gene Ontology annotation, biological process: transcription elongation by RNA polymerase II.
AUGGAGACAGGACACCCACCGAGCCUACAAGAGCUCUGCGUGGUGGUGCUGAUGCGCCAUCACGCGCAGCUGGAGGACAUCGGGCACAUGCCGUACGCUCUCGUCCGGCGUGUGCUGCUAAAGAUGAGCGCGGAGCAGUUGCUGCGCCUGGAGCGAGCAAGCCCCGCGCUACUGCUCGAGGAUGAAGAGGCCUGGCAGCAGCUUCUGAAAAAGGAUUUUCCGACAAACGUGCACGAGGUCUGGGUCGCGCGGAAGAAGGAUGUGUACGAAUACUACCUAGAGAGCGUGCGCGAACUGGGUCCGCAGGUACUGGAGGACCGCGCGCUCGUGCGCAGCCUCCUGCGCGCAGCCGUCUGUAAGGACCCUGUGCUGUUCAAGUACCGCGUGCCGUCACGCCAGCUCUACCAGCGCUAUGUGCACGAGGACGCCCGGCGGCAGGAGCUGAGCGCUGCCCGCCUACGACAGAGCACGCUGCAAUUACAACAAGAGAAACAAAAGACCCGCAUCACCCAGCUCGAGGACCCUCUUUACCUCGAGCGCGAGCUCAACGCUGGCCGCCAGCGCGCUGCCCCGCAGCGCUCCUCUAUCUACCUGAAGUCCUUUAAAGAGCUCCGUCAGCGCCAAGCCCAUUUUCGCAGCGGCGGCUACGACCCCACACAGCGCCGCAUCGUGCGCGUACAGACUCCGUCCGCGCAGCCCGCGGCGUCCCUACAUCCGCCGCCACAGUCUGCCCCGAUGGCUGGCUCCCCGCAAAAGCCCGCACCGCCUGAGCAGCCUUUGGCAGCGUCCCCCACACCAGAGGCACCGGGCCCGCUCGCGCAGCGCCGUCGCCCUUCUGCCCGCCGCCAGCCGCCGCCCGCUUCCCCUGCCAAGCGUCGCUCCGCACUUUUUUCGUCGCCGGCCCUCUCCACACUAUUGCCUCAGCAAGAUGAUACUGACUCAGACACCGGUGGCAGGCCCCCCAAGAAGCCAAGGGUCUAUAUUCACACGCCGCGGUAG